GCACUUGUUUUUUCUGACGUUUGUUAUAUCCAUGCAGUCUCUCUACCAUACAUCUCUCUCCCUCUCUCUCUCUCUCUCUCUCACUCUCUUACUCUCUAUAGCAAUAUACAAUCAAAAAUCAUAUUUUAAACACACUUCACCGCGCACAUCUCAAUGUCAACCCUGUCGUGGACACAGGCUCAGUCCUGACUCGUGACAGCUCUUCGUUGUAUUCUGCAUAAUUGACUCCUUUGCGUUUGCGCCACUGUGUAGUAAUCGUCGCUGAAUGACACGCGUUUACGCCAAUCGUAACCCAUCAUAUAGGACAUUCAUGGAAGUGCGCUGGGAAACGAGCGUAAAGGCUCCUCACACGCAAACUUUAGUGGGCGAGGUGUUUUGACAAAUGCGUCUACUCUUGGUUACCCCAAGGAACAUUUCCCACAUCGCUCAGACAGAAAACCAAUAGAAAAGCGUUUUCUCGACGUCAUGAAACGCCCCCACGACUUAACGGACACGAGCACGAGUUGUAGGUGUACGACGUUCAGCCGAUCAUACUACGACCGCAUUUGGCGCGCUUGAGAUGUUGGCGUUCGCGUUUUAAUCGAACAGCGUUUCGUCGAUUCGCUGUUUCAGCACCUGGACAGCUCCCACAUUGAAUCCGAUGGAGAUCGACUCCCUGCCGUGAUUUGAAGAGGGAAGCCCCAUGUAAGCCGAGCAGGCGCGACACACAGCGCACACACACGAUGCCUUUCUUUGGAUGUUUGGAUAGUGGCGGACUCCUUUUAUCAUCUCGCUGAGAGAUGAUGCUCGUGUUACGGUUCGGUCUCGCUCGUCGUGCGCUUUAUUCGCGAAAGAAGCAGCAAAACGGAUGCUUGACCACUGCAAGGGCUGAAGCCUCCACGCAUCGAGCCCCUUUCGGUCACUGGCAAGGGAGACGUUAUCGUAAUCAGGAGCGCAAGGGAGACAUAAUUAAAGUUUCAACGAUGUAAAUCGAUAAAGGUUUGGUAUUAGUUAAGUCGCUGUGACUAGCACAUCCAGAGCUCCCAUCUGAGAGACGAGAAAGAGGAAGUCCAUUCAGCUUUAGCUGCAUACCACACCAUGAGCCAACCACAGCCCCAUCAGCAGGCGGCAGCUCCAGAUCUGGAGGUGAUCUCCCAGCAGGUGGACGAUGAGGGCCAAUGCAUGGCUCCAGUACAGCUGGUCAGCUUCGCCUACAGGGACCUUCCACUAGCUGCCCUGGACCUCUCGCUGGCCGGAUCCCAGCUGCUUUCCAAUUUGGAUGAAGAUGAGAACCAAGACGGGUCGAACUGGCUGAAGCCAUGCUGUGGGCGGAGAGCGGCGUUGUGGCAGGUCUGUUUGUUGAGUGCAGGCUUCAACUGUUUCCUGGUGGCCUGUGUCAUCCUUGUGGUGCUUUUACUGACUCUGGAGCUGCUCAUCGAUACCAAACUCCUACAAUUUAAUAAUGCAUUCCAGUUCGCCUGUAUCAUUCACUGGAUCAGCCUGGUCAUCCUGUCCGUAUUCUUCACUGAGACUGUCUUUAGGAUUGUGGUGCUCGGGAUAUGGGAUUAUAUAGAGAACAAAGUUGAGGUGUUUGAUGGUGCUGUGAUUGUACUCUCUCUGGCCCCAAUGGUGGCCUCAACCGUGGCCAAUGGCCCCAGCAGCCCGUGGGACGCCAUCAGCCUCAUUAUCACUCUCCGCAUCUGGAGAGUCAAGAGAAUCAUUGACGCGUACGUUCUGCAGGUGAAGGUGGAGAUGGAGAUGGAGAUCCAGCAGUACGAGAAGACCAAAGCGGUGAGGGAGGAACAGCUGGAGAGACUCACACAGAUCUGUCAGGAACAGGCCUUUGAGAUAAGGCAGUUGAGAGCUCACCUGGCGCAGCAGGAUUUGGAUCUGGCCGCCGAGCGAGAGGCCGCCAUGCAGAUUCACCAUGUGUGGGGGAAGCAAAGCACCUUUCAGGAAAUAGACGGCCUGGGGCCCGCUGGAUCUGACACGGAGUGCAGGGCCAAUACCAGAGAACCCAGACCACCUCCAGCGAGUGUCGUUCAGGAUGAUAUGAACAACUACAUCAGUCAGUAUUACAGUGAGCCAAGCAGCGACAUCGGCGUACCCAACCCAGGUGCACGCAUCAUUACCAUGGCAGCCAUCGACGUCCACCUUCCCACCAACCCCAACCAGUUGCCGCCUUCCCUCAUCAGCGCAGACGGACCGGGCAGCGGCCAGGACCGCACGCUGAGCGAAGCAUCCAGCACGACCAUGUCCCGGUCCAGCUGUAGCUUCACGGCCCGGCAGCACAGCAUCAGCAGCCACACCUUGGGCUCCACCACCGACUGCAGCUCUACCGUACGGGAGGCCUCCACCUCCGACUACAGUGGCCAGCACUGCAGCCCUCCUCCCUACUGCAGCCCUUUGGCCCUCGGGAUGCAGCCCGGCGUCCACGACCCCAGCGCAGUGGUCAAAGAGUUGCUGUCCUCCUUGUCUGAGGAUUCCUGCCUGGCACAGAAAGGCAGGGUAGACCCCGUCAACCUUAAGUUGCCCAGUCCAGCGGGCUCGGUGAAAGCCAGCCCAGAACUGGAGCACAGGGUGAAAAUAUACAACAAGAGGAACCAGGAACGUCUGGGCGUAUUCCAGACAAAGCCACUUAUUCACCUACAGGGGACCGAGCCAUCGCUGGAGGAGAAGUACAGGCUAAUGGAGCCCGCAGAUACACCACUGAGCCAUAUACCGGACAUAUAGAGCGUGAGUGUGGGAACGUGACCGCCAACACCAGCUGAAGCAGCAAUUCUCUCUCUCUUUCUUUAUCAAUUGCUUUGUCAUUGGCUGUGUCCGAAACCUUUAGAAUUAGUGCCACCUGUUUCCAAACAGGCAACAAUGCAUGUCUUAAAGGAGAAGUUCACCUUAAAUCAAAAUUGUGUCAUUUUUUUCUUACCCACACAUGGCGUUCAACACGUUUUAAGACCUCCCGUCUUCGGAGCACAAAUGCAGAAAUUUAAGGGACAUGCGAGG
Triplophysa dalaica is the source of this 2982-nucleotide messenger RNA. RefSeq names its product transmembrane protein 266 (gene tmem266). Gene Ontology annotation, cellular component: plasma membrane. NCBI's taxonomy places the organism in Eukaryota, Metazoa, Chordata, Actinopteri, Cypriniformes, Nemacheilidae. The coding region runs from base 1078 to 2712 and encodes 544 amino acids. Gene Ontology annotation, molecular function: voltage-gated channel activity. The record is from RefSeq and is a predicted model, not a curated record. The transcript has 11 exons.